GGUUUCCUCUCCGCACGCGCCGCAGGAACACAGCGAACCGACUGGGAGGGAAAGCGCGAGCGGACGAGAGAGAGAGAGAGAGAGAGAGAAAGGAAAGCGAGCAGCACGAGCAGCUCUCCGACUCCUUUUGUUUGAGAGAAAAGCGGCCGCGCGGAUCGGAGGAGGCCUGAACGAUGAACCAGCGAGCUCGGACGCGUCCUCGUGACAGCCAUCUUUAAGAGCGGGGUGUUUUUUUGUGUGUUUGUAUGUGUGUGUGUGUGUGUGUGCAUGUGUGUGUGUAUGUGUGUGUGCUCGCAGGCUAAUUUUUUUGUAGGAUUAGGAGGAGGACGGUGAGGGGGAAAAAAAAUUCGCCCUUCCUUUGAGGUAGGAUAUGGAGCAUAGCAUUUAGCCUCCAUACUCCGCACUCCACGAGCCCGUUUCCAGGCGAAAACACGCUCCUUUUCCCAGCGUUUGUUUUACUAACAUUGUUUGUUGUCCAUAAUAUUUCCGCGGCACGGUGCUCCUUUUAUCCGCACAGGGUUUUUUUCCUCUCUUCCCGUGGCGCAUGCUACACAGUAUAUUUUGCAAUCUGUCUCUUGCACUCUGGUGCGUUUUAGGCCUUGUGUAGCAAAAUUGGAAUCAAAUGGAAGAGUGAAUGCUCGUGUAGGUGAGCUCUGAUUAUCGCACUGUACAUUCAAUCCGACUGCGAAUAAGCGUUUUAACCGACCGACUUUGUGUUUAAGGCACAAAGCUUCAGCAAGGGGGGAAAAAACGUCGGCUACAAUCCUAUAAAAAAAAAUCAUAAUCAUAAUCAUCUGGUAGCGCGCUGAUAGAGGUUUAAAGGCGCACUGCGUGAACAUAAUUGUGUGAAUUAAUAAGAAGAAUAAGAAUAAUAAUAAUAGUAAGAAGAAGAAGAAGAAGAAGGAGUGAGCACAGGGGAAAGGACGUCGGCGCGUGCUUUUUCAAUGUUAAUGUCGACCGACGUUGCGUCCAUCAUGCUGCCCGUUAGUCGGGGACUGAUGGAGCGGGACAGCAGGGACUUGGAGGCGAACGCCAACCAGAACCCGCAGGCGCAGAACCAGAGCGCGAGCCCCAACCCGGUGCGGGGGAUGAAGCGUGGAGACCCGGAGCCCGACGCGCACGGAGCGGCUGCUGCGCCCCUCGGGGACUCGGUAGGAGCCGAGUGCAAGAGACCCCGCAUGGAGGGCGGAGGGGACAUGAGCCAGAACAAUGAUCCACUCAACAUGGGCUUCCACGGAUACCCCUCAGCCAGUCAGGGUUCUCAGGACGCGAUGGGGGCUCAGGAAGGCCUCGUCCCCCCACCGUACUCGUCCUUCCCCCCUCCUCCCCCUCCACCGCCCCAGAACGGCUUGCCGCUGGACUUUGGAGGCAGCGGUAUUUACCCCGCAGGGGGCCAGGGGCAAGUGGAGGCGCCGGCAGGGAUCACUAACCCCCCAUCUGCCCCCAACACUCUCAACACACAACAGUUAUCAGACGGCUCCCCCCAGACCGAGGGCCAGUGUGUGUCCGGCAGCGGUUCAGGAGUGUCUGGGACCGAAGACUCCGCAGACGGGAAAGUGACCCCGAAACGUCUCCACGUCUCCAACAUCCCAUUCCGCUUCCGAGACCCCGACCUGCGCCAGAUGUUUGGGCAAUUCGGGAAGAUCCUGGAUGUGGAGAUCAUUUUCAAUGAGAGAGGCUCUAAGGGCUUCGGCUUCGUGACGUUUGAGAACAGCGCGGACGCUGAGAAAGCCCGCGAGAGGCUGCACGGGACGAUAGUGGAGGGCAGGAAGAUAGAGGUGAACAACGCUACAGCUCGAGUGAUGACCAAUAAGAAGCUGGUCAGUCCAUAUGCUAACGGAGAGGGACUCAGCGCUCUGCCUUAUGUAGCUGGGUGGAAGCUGAGCCCUAUGGUGGGAGCAAUGUAUGGGCCGGAACUCUACGCAGGUGAGGCGUUGGUUCCAGGGUUUCCGUACCCCACAGCAGCGGCGGCGGCGGCAGCCACUACAGCCGCCACCUUCAGGGGCGCUCACCUGCGGGGUCGCGGCCGGCCCGUUUACGGCGCUGUGCGCGCGGCCAUACCACAACCUGCCAUUCCAGCAUACCCAGGAAUAGUGUUUCAGGACUCUGUGGUUAGUAGCAGAUUGCCGCAGGGUGGUUAUGCGGCGUAUCGCUACGCCCAGCCCACCGCCGUAGCAGGUCCGACAGCAGCAGCAGCAGCGGCUGCCGCAGCAGCCUAUAGCGACAGUUAUGGUCGCGUGUAUGCGGCGGAUCCCUACGCUACAGCGCUAGCAGCCCCCACGGCUGCCGCAUAUGGAGUGGGCGCAAUGGCCACCCUCUAUAGGGGCGGAUACAGCAGGUUUUCUCCUUACUAAACUCCCGAACCUCUCAGCUCCAUCGACUCGCCCAAACUUUUACCAACAGCCAGUCUCUUAGGAGCACACAAGUCCUUUUUUUUGUGGACAAAACAAAAACACACCGCUUAAGAAUAAAUACUUGAGAAAGGAAAGUACCAUCACUACAAGUGGGUUUUUAAAAAAAAAAAUAAAAUAAAAUUACAUACCUAAAAGUAACUUUACAAGACGAGCGAGAUGCUGACUGAGGAAUUGCACGGCUGAAAAAAAAUUAUUCUUUCCUUCUUUGGCACGUUUCUCUGCACAUAUGCAUGCAGUAAUGGCUCUAGAGGAACCGUUCUAGCGGCCAACAAACUCCAUGUGCACAGAGUGUCUGGACUCCAACGGACAAAGUUUGUACAUCGCUCUUCAGAGUAUCACACACUACAUUAAACCUAGCCCUAACGAAGAAGCCUGCCCACACCAUUACAUUGACUGUAAGAGGACACGGGCCACACAAGCCACCAACAAACAGAACCCACACGUUCUUUAGUAGAGGAACCGAGAAAAUACGACAUGAAAGGAGGCGACUGUUCGAAGUGGUGUUUUUUUUUUUCUCAUAAGGAAAGAAAGGACUGGGAUGUAAAACGAAACUGACAGCUGUUACGUAUCGGCAGAAUUUUCCGCACGCAUAUGGGACGAUGUGUCAUAAAAUAACCUACGGAAAACCUUGCUUAGAUUUUUUUUUUUUCGUUUGUUUGUGUUAAAAUUACCUCCUGCUUUCGAGGUCUUUUUGAAAAGACAUACCUUUAAAAUUAAAUAGUAACAAUAUGCAAAUAAACUAGAUUAGAACAAAAAUGUUACCAAUCUUUAUUAUUAUUAUUAUUAUUAUUAUUAUUAUUAUUAUUAUUAGACAAUUUCUUUAACAUGCCGUCCCUGUGACCUGUUGACUCCUAUUUAAGUGUGGAGGUUAAAUCAUGAAAUUAUCGAAAUGUAACACUACAUAAAAUGAUUACGUUUAGAAAAAAAAUGCACACUAAGAAUUUUUUUUAUACAAUUUGUUAAGACCCUUAUUGGAUUUUGGGACUUCGAGCCCUUUUUACAAGAAUCGUGCUGUCAGAUAUGCAACUUGCGUCAUUUCACAACAGGGUGUGCAGCAAGUGAAAACUUUGGAUAUUUUAAAAACGUUAAACUACAUAGUAUUUUUUUUCUCGCUUCUCUACAUGUAUUUACUCUUAUCUUCUGAAUAUUGAUAUUAUGUCUUAUGAAUUUUGGUUCCAAAGAUUUUGUGAAGCACAUUUUUUUUUUUUUUGGUUUUUUUUUUGGUUAAAUGUAUGAGCCUAUGGUAAUUUCUGUUGUUUGCCUUGUUUUAUUUUUGUAUCAAUAGAUUUUACUGUUUGAUUUUGAAGUGUCUUCAAAAAAAUGGUUUGAAAUGAAAUGGAUUUUGCAGUGUCUGCUGUGCCAUCGACAUCCAGGUUCCACCGUAAUUUAUUAACAAACCUAUCAGUCGAAUAUAAGCAGGUUAUUCUGUGGUCAGGAUUUAUCAGUGUACGUGCUUCGUUCCGAGUCGUGUAUCAGUACUUCCGUGCUGGAAUGUUGGAAAAGCAUGAAACCUGAGCUACUGGGUAUUAAUUGUGUAUGGAUUCACCCGUUUAAAAAUGAUUUCAGCGAUGUUGCUUAUCAACAGUCAACACUUAUACCGUAGGUAAAUAAUAGAAAACAUUUCAUACUUAAGCUUUUUAGUUUAAGCUCACAUAUUUUUUUUUUGUUUUGUUUUUGUGUGAUGUAGGGGUUGAAUUAUAUUCCACUCUUCCGAGUCCUGGAAGUGGAACGUGUAUUAAGAUUUAAGGAAUUUCCCGCCUCUCUCUGAAAGCUCAUUGAGAUGGAAGGGUGUUAACUUUUUGCUGUCCAUUAGGUACUUUGCAGCCUAUGCACUACGUUUCUCAGUGUUAUCAAGAAAAUUAAGACAUCAUUAGCUGCGAUCAACCCCCCCUUUGCCUUUUUAGACUCUUCCAAGAUCUGUGUUAGAUAAAUAAGGAUGGGUUUGUCCAUUUCUGUAGCCUUCCAAUGUGUGUAGUGGCUAAAGUACUACUGUUAAAACAGUAGUCUAAAGCCAAACACGACUAGACUCAUUUCAGUCCGGUGAUAUUUAUUAAUGAAUUCCAUCCUGCGAAUCAAACUGAGAUAGGAAUUCGUGGACCUGAUUGGAAAUUCGGGUCGGAAUACUUCAAAAACCUGCGAAGGGCGUGCGAGUCUAGAUUUGUUGGAUCAUCUUAUAGAGCACAGGUUUCCAAUGACGUCCAGCUGUACAGUCAGGAUGGGAAAGAAACAAGCUGCAACCUUCAGCAGUGUCCCAAUCCUAUCCUAUAUCUCCUUUCCAUCUUUGCACAUUAUUAUAUAAUACAUGUUGUGCAUAUUAUCCUUUAGUUUACAAUGUGAGUGUGUUUUCGGUUUGAACUCUUCCUCUCUGCAUACUCGGAUGCCAUUUGUGAUGUAAUUUGUAUCUGAAUGUCCAUAUAAACUGUUUUUUUUUAAAUAUAUGCACAAAUGAGUUUGGGUUUUUGUCUUUGGGAGAGCAAAGUCA
Messenger RNA from Pangasianodon hypophthalmus (striped catfish), 4896 nucleotides. RefSeq names its product RNA binding fox-1 homolog 2 (gene rbfox2). The coding region runs from base 945 to 2354 and encodes 469 amino acids. Gene Ontology annotation, biological process: nervous system development; regulation of alternative mRNA splicing, via spliceosome. Gene Ontology annotation, molecular function: mRNA binding. Gene Ontology annotation, cellular component: cytoplasm; nucleus. Lineage: Eukaryota; Metazoa; Chordata; Actinopteri; Siluriformes; Pangasiidae. The transcript is spliced from 13 exons. The record is from RefSeq and is a predicted model, not a curated record.